CUAGCGGGUCGUCCGCCAUCGAGAGAGAUUCCAUGGCCGAAGGACGAAGGGCAGCCUGCCAUGCACGAGCUUUGGCUUGUCUGCGAUGGUGCGGAUUCUGAUGCGCGCCUCGUGGCCCGAGGAGUGCUAUAAAGCUGCGCGCUUGUGCAGUCAAUAUUCUUUCUGGACGUCUGGGACUUACUUUCUUUCGGUGCGACGGGCGGGGCGGGGCGGGGCGGGGCGGGGAGGGCAGGUCAGGGCAGCGCAGGGCCGACACUCACUGGUUCCGGAUCGGUUCGUUUAUCUAUCUUGCCUGCCUUCGAUUUGAUUAGCUCAGCUCUGCUGCGUCCGGAUUCUUUCACUGUCGGGGAGCGUGGGGUGUUGGCGUCGUGGUGGAGGACAGGGGGCGCAGCCGAGCAGGCAGGCCUCGGAUCCUGGGUACCUCGCCCUCUCGCGGAUUUCGUUUCGGGUUCUUCUUGCCGCCGCUGAGAUUUGUGUGUGAGAUCCGCCGACUCACGUUCGUUCUCUCCGUUCCGAGGCCCGGGCGAGUCGUCUCGUCGCGACUGGAUCUUGUUUCUUUAACUCGGGCUCCGCGGUCUGCCCCGGGCGGGGGAUGCCCCAGGCCUGGACGAAUUUGGUGAUCUCGGGGAGUUUAUUGCCGCCGCCCAGUCGCUCUUUCAUGCUGCUGGUUAGCUUUCUCUCUGUCACGCAUCGGCGCUUUGUUUUUGGACGAGGCCCCGAGCGCUUCCUCUCUGCGGGCGGGCAAUCGAAUCUUGGUCCAGUCCUCGCUCGGUAGCGAGUUUGUACAAAGGAUCAGCGCUGGCGGGGGUUCUUCCUGCGCCGCAACGGCCUCCAGGGUCGAUGCACUCCUCGCAAGCGCCGGCGGCCGAGAACUGGGAGCCCAAGCAUGAACAGGGUGCUCACUUUCCGGACGAUCGGCAGCAGGAGUACUUCCCCUCGAAUGGCACGCGCGGUCUGAAUGGGUCGGAGUCGCAAUCCCAGAUGGAGAACAUUCCGCUGGAGAAGACGCCGUCCAUGAUGAAGUCCCAGGAGAAGGUGCUGCUCCAUGGAUCGCUGGACGUGUACAUAUAUCAGGCCAAAUCGCUGCCCAACAUGGACAUGUUUUCCGAGAAGCUGCGCCAGGUUUUCUCAGUGUUCAACGUGUGCAAGGCCCCGUUCCAGAAAUCCGCGGCCAAGGGGGAGGGGAAGGCGCAUCGCAGUCAUGUGAUCACCAGUGAUCCCUAUGUGUCAGUCGUUCUAGCUGGUGCCAGAUUGGCUAGAACGAGGGUCAUAGCUAACAACCAGGAUCCUGUAUGGAAUGAGCACUUUCUGAUUCCCGUGGCGCACAGCGUGUCCGAGAUUGUAUUCAGCAUCAAGGACAAUGAUCUUCUUGGAGCCCAGCUGAUUGGUAACGUGGAAGUACCUGUGAGUGCCGUGGUUGAAGCUGGGGAAGCAGGAAUUGAGGGCUGGUUUGAUGUUAUGGGCUCUGCAGGAAAGGUUGUUCGUGAAAAUGCUCAGUUAAGACUGAAGAUUGCGUAUCUUCCGGUGCAUAAAAACCGACUUUACCAAAGUGUGGUCGAAGCUGGGCCAGAUUAUUUUGGAGUACCCAACACAUAUUUCCCUCUGAGGAAAGGUGGAAAUGUUGUGUUGUAUCACGAUGCUCAUGUCGAGGAACACACCCUUCCCGACUUUAAGCUUGACAACGGACUCUUGUUUCAACACCGAAGAUGCUGGGAGGACAUCUGUACCGCCAUUCUGGAAGCACAUCACCUGGUGUACAUUGCGGGUUGGUCUAUUUACGACAAAAUCAAGCUGAUGAGAGACAUAAAUAGGCCUAUUCCUGAUGGUGGGAAUUUGACCUUGGGCGAACUUUUGAAGAGGAAGUCGAAGGAGGGAGUUCGGGUUCUUCUAUUGGUGUGGGAUGACAAAACAUCUCACAACAAACCUCUUAUCAAAACUGAAGGUGUCAUGGGUACUCACGAUGAAGAUACCAAGAAAUUUUUCAGGCAUUCAGCUGUGAGGUGUAUUUUGGCUCCUCGAUAUGGUGACAACAAGCUCAGCUGGUUUCGUCAGCAGGUUGUUGGAACGCUCUACACACAUCAUCAAAAAAUUGUUAUUUGUGAUGCUCAAGGACCCGGUAACACGAGGAAAGUGUCCGCUUUUUUGGGCGGGUUAGAUCUUUGUGAUGGACGCUAUGAUACUCCAGGACAUCCCUUAUUCAGACAUAUGGAUACCGUAUACAAGGAAGAUUACCAUCAGCCUACAUUCAACACCACACAAGAUAGUGGAGGACCAAGGCAGCCUUGGCAUGAUCUUCACUGUAGGAUUGAUGGUCCGGCUGCGUAUGAUGUCCUCACCAAUUUCGAACAGCGCUGGAAGAAAGCCACGAGAUGGCAUGAUGACGAGCUGAUUGAAAUUGGGCGUAUUUCUUGGAUACUUGGUCCAACGAAGGAAACUAGACCUCAGGGCGAUCCACAUCUCAUGGUUUCAGAAGAUGAAGACCCAGAGACUUGGCAUGUUCAGAUUUUCCGGUCGAUCGAUUCUGGAUCUGCAAAAGGCUUCCCCAAAAAUGUUCAAGAAGCAGAGAGACAGAAUCUUGUGUGGAGGAAAAACAUAGCCGUGGACGUGAGCAUACAAACAGCGUACAUUAAGGCCAUCAGGGGAGCUCAGAAGUUCAUAUACAUCGAAAAUCAGUACUUUCUCGGAUCAUCAUACGCCUGGCCUGAUUAUAAGACCGCAGGUGCUGAUCAGAUGAUUCCUAUGGAGUUAGCACUGAAGAUUGCGUCGAAAAUUAGGGCCAAUGAGAGAUUUGUAGCCUACAUCGCCAUUCCAAUGUGGCCUGAAGGGGCUCCAGACAGUGCUGCCGUGCAGGAGAUUCUUUACUUCCAGUCCCAAACUGUUCAGAUGAUGUAUACGAUCAUCGCCGAUGCUAUUCGUGACCAAGGUCGAUCAGACGAUCCUAGAGACUACCUGAAUUUCUACUGUCUGGCGAAUCGAGAAACGAAAUCUGAUUCUGAUCCAUCUCCGUCGAAGCCGCCGGACCCCAACUCCAAGCAGGGGUUAGUGCACAGAACGAGGCGGAUGAUGAUAUAUAUUCACUCGAAGGGCAUUAUAGUCGAUGACGAAUAUAUCAUUAUUGGAUCAGCAAAUAUCAAUCAACGAUCUAUGGAUGGAUCUAGGGACACCGAAAUUGCUAUGGGAGCAUAUCAACCUCACCAUACACAUGCCCGUGCUUUGAAGCAUCCUCAUGGCCAGAUUUAUGGCUACCGGUUGGGGUUAUGGGCAGAGCACUUAGGAUUCUUGGCACCGUGCUUCGACGAUCCAUCCAGUCUUGAAUGUGUUCACAUCAUCAACGAGGCCGCAGAGAAAAACUGGGAGCAAUAUACAGCGGAAGAAGUGACAGACAUGAAGGGUCACUUGAUGCCAUAUCCUUACGACAUCAGUAUUGAUGGUCAAGUGUCUCACAAAGCGAACUUUGAGACCUUCCCUGACGUUGGAGGGAAAAUUAUGGGUACCAAUACUCAGCUACCUGAUAAUUUGACCACCUGAUCAUAUUUUGAUAAUGGUAAGGACGGAUUUCCACGUAAAAGCCACGGGGUUUGGGGGUUUAUGCAGCAGGCCGCUUUGAUUGUCCUCGUGCUUUUGGAACCUAAAGGCAUUAGUGCAGGGUUUUUCAAGUGGUCCUCUCCACAAGUUUUCUGACCGAGUUGAUUUCACUCCGAUCAAACCACAUAUUGGAAGUUCUAUGGAAAUUCUAAGAAUAGGGCUUAAUUUGCCAGAAAGGAUGUUAAUAUUUAUGAAUAUUGACUUUUUCAGCCUCAGUCAGCCUUUUGGUGAACAAACGCAGGUGAUUUCGAGUUGGAGCGGCUCUCCUCCAUGAGCGUUUUCAUAACACUGUUGCCCUAAUUUUGACCACUGAAGUUUCGGGCUCACAAUCCAUUCUAAGUGAUUGUGAUUGUCUUGAGACUAUACCUUGGUCAGCAGUCAAAAGAGUUUACAAGAUCAUAGAGAAAACAACCCACCACCCAAAGUUGGUUGAGGUGCGGACAUUGUAGCUACAGUUCACCUGCAUCCAUGUUCCAAGUCGCCGUCCAUUUUUUCCCUCGUGGCAGCCAGUAUGGAAUUAAGAACUGCAGAGUAGUCUGCACAUCAGGUCUAGCCCUGAAUAUGAGUGUCAUUGUAACUCCUUGGACAUGUGUACAGGGUGGCACUCCUUGGGCGCGCACGAUUAUUCAACUUGCCUUGUAUAUAGAGGUUUGCGAAUUGCUUCCUCUCUAUUAACUGUGAUUUAUUCCUCCCAGUUGUCUGAACUUCUCUAGCAGCUUUCUGACGAGUUUGUAGGGUUGACAUUAUCAGGUAGGUGAAGCCCAUCACAGCUCCUUUUUGUACAACAGUUUAUGUAACUCUAGAACAUCUUGACAUGGUUUAACUAUGAAUAACGAUUUUUCAGAAUGCAGUGCCUGGACCUGUGGCAGUGGAUCUUCACUAAUAUAAUUGAAACUUGAAAUCAUGCUAGAGAGGUUUAACAAGGGUGUAGCGAUGAUUGGGCUCUUCUGUAAUGCCUGGUGACCUCUAGCUUGUAGGAAAAAAAACAAAUGUCUGAGAAAGCAGAUUAUUUUUUUAAAGAAAACAGUUGUGGGCAGAAUUAAGAAUAAAUCGUCUGUGAAU
Messenger RNA from Marchantia polymorpha subsp. ruderalis, 4647 nucleotides. The record is from the annotation of a GenBank genome assembly. NCBI's taxonomy places the organism in Eukaryota, Viridiplantae, Streptophyta, Marchantiopsida, Marchantiales, Marchantiaceae.